Babesia bigemina is the source of this 942-nucleotide messenger RNA. RefSeq lists its product as hypothetical. Bases 1 to 942 code for a protein of 313 amino acids. The transcript has a single exon. The record is from RefSeq and is a predicted model, not a curated record. Gene Ontology annotation, biological process: response to heat. Lineage: Eukaryota; Apicomplexa; Aconoidasida; Piroplasmida; Babesiidae.
AUGUCUGACUGGGUAGUAUCAAAGGAGAAGAGGGUGCCCAUCGAUCACAUUUCACGGCGGAGGAGCUUCCCUGUAAGACCUCCGCCACUCCGGAUUUACAACCCUAUCAAGGUGAUUGGAUUCGAUGGUAGCCUGCGCGUUCCUAAGUAUAGAUUCUGGAAUCCAUUCAUGCCGGAGAACGUGCUGAAGGCAGCGUAUGUCCCAGUGGUUGCUCAUCCUUUUGGCAAUCGCACGAAAACACAGCUACCUAGAAGUGACAAUGGAAUAUCGUCGAUACAUAACCUUCAAUCGGUGUUCGACGCGGUAGACAGGCAGAUGGAUGCCUGGAAUCGUUGGAUUUUCGGGGACCCUGUACGGGCAAGUCACACGGCAGGAGCAUAUAGAGAUGCCCACUCGCUCAGCGACUUCAUGGAUUUCGGCAGGUCAUUGUUUGACAGUUGGGACGAUCAGGUGGAAUCGGUGAACGACAACCAUGCGUAUGAGAGGGACCACCCUUCGCGGUACCGCGACAGCGUUUCGGUUGCAUCCGAAGAUUUGCGCAACUAUCGCAUCGCGACUGACCGCGCAAACCGGGAUUUCCAAAGCAUUCAGUCGCGACUGGGUUAUCAAGAUGGUAAUGUUGACGACGAACGCCAUAACGACAUGCUUCCCGUAUGGCGCCCCGCCUCUGGAGCUAACAAAAGCGACGAUAGGAAGUACUAUAAGAUGACCUUCCAUCUACCAGCAUUCAACGAGGAAGAUGUCAAGAUCGCUAUUCGUGAAGGUGUGCUAACUGUGCGCGCAGAGGCCAACGAGGUAGCGCAUGAUGAAAAUCGUUCUGUUGCACGGCGCUCACAAAGAUUCCACCACACAGUCAGCUUGCCAGAUGACGCUGAAGCAAGGCUGGCGAAGGCGAAAUUCGCCAAUGGUACACUAACUGUAAAAAUACCCGUAAUGUGCUGA